Ictalurus furcatus (blue catfish) is the source of this 4819-nucleotide messenger RNA. RefSeq names its product glutamate receptor, ionotropic, N-methyl D-aspartate 2Cb (gene grin2cb). The transcript has 12 exons. The record is from RefSeq and is a predicted model, not a curated record. Lineage: Eukaryota; Metazoa; Chordata; Actinopteri; Siluriformes; Ictaluridae. Gene Ontology annotation, molecular function: transmitter-gated monoatomic ion channel activity involved in regulation of postsynaptic membrane potential; NMDA glutamate receptor activity. Bases 40 to 4035 code for a protein of 1331 amino acids. Gene Ontology annotation, cellular component: NMDA selective glutamate receptor complex; plasma membrane; postsynaptic density membrane. Gene Ontology annotation, biological process: synaptic transmission, glutamatergic; excitatory postsynaptic potential; long-term synaptic potentiation.
UCUCUCUUUCUCUGUCUUUGUAGGCUGUAGGUGCCUGAAAUGGCCAUUCAUCAGGGGUGUUUGAGUCUCUCUCUCCAGCUCCUCCUGUUGCUUGUUGCCAUGCCACACUACCAGGCUCGUCCUUUCUUUGGCCCACCUACAGUUAAUGUGGCAGUGGUGUUCAGCAGUUCUGGCCACCAGGGUGAAAUAAAGGGUCGUCUGAGCCGGGAGAACUUCCUGGACCUGCCACUGGAUGUGAACCCCAUCACUGUGCUAGUAAAUGAUACAAGCCCUAGUGCACUGCUUACACGCCUCUGUCAGACAAUGGCUGCUGAGAGCCUCCAUGGUGUGGUGUUCGAGGAUGAUGUUGACUCAGAGGCUAUAGCUCAGAUCUUAGACUUUCUCUCCUCCCAGACUUCCAUACCCAUAAUUGGCAUCAGUGGAGGCUCUGCCUUAGUCAUCCCUCACAAGGCUGAAGGUUCGACUUUCCUCCAGAUGGGAGCUUCCAUUGAGCAGCAGAUCAAUACUAUGUUCAAAGUAAUGGAGGAAUACAACUGGGGCAGCUUUGUGGUGAUCACCAGCCUUCAUCCAGGCUAUGAAAACUUUGUGGACUACAUCCACUCUUUCACAGACUCCAGCUACUUUCUUUGGGAGCUGCAGGAUGUGCUAAGCUUUGAGAUGUCAGUGGGAGCCAAUGACAUCCGCUCACGCCGGCUGCUGCAACAGGUGGAUGCUCAGGUGUAUCUGGUGUACUGCUCACACGAGGAGGCUCAGUAUCUUUUCAGGAUGGCAUCUGAUGUCGGGCUCUUGGGACCUGGCUACAUUUGGGUCAUCCCCAGCCUGGCGGUAGGAAACCCAGAGGCUUCACCUCCAGAUAGUUUUCCAAUUGGGGUCAUCAGCAUUAUUUCAGACCACUGGAGGAAAACUCUGCGCCAGAGGGUGAGGGAAGGAGUGGCCGUGGUGGUGCAGGGGGUGUACAGUUUUCACAAGCAUAGAGGAUUUGUUCCUGAAGCUCACAGACAGUGUAACAGUUCAGCAAAAUCAUAUGACCACUAUUCACUUUUUAGACAUAUGAUAAAUGUGACAUGGGAGCACAGAGACAUGUCUUUCAGUUCUCAUGGCUAUCUCACAAAUCCCUCCAUGGUGAUCAUCACUUUGGACCGAGAGAGGCUCUGGGACAAGGUAGGAAGUUAUGAGGGAGGAAUUCUGCACAUGCGCUACCCAGUUUGGCCUCGCUAUGGCAGCUUCUUGGAGCCUGUGUCUGAUAACCGUCACCUGACAGUAGCCACACUGGAGGAGAGGCCCUUUGUCAUCGUGGAGAGUGUCGAUCCAAGCACAGGCACAUGUGUGAGGAACACCGUGCCCUGUCGUCGCCAGGCUAACAGGACUGACGUUGGUAUUGGUCAUUCAGAGCCUUACACCAAACUGUGCUGCAAGGGCUUCUGCAUCGACAUUCUCAAGAAGCUCUCGCGCACCAUCAAGUUCUCCUAUGAUCUCUACUUGGUCACCAACGGUAAACAUGGGAAGCUGGUCCGAGGCAUCUGGAAUGGGAUGAUAGGCGAGGUCUUCUACAAGCGUGCAGAUAUGGCUAUUGGCUCACUCACUAUUAAUGAGGAGCGUUCAGAGAUCAUUGACUUUUCGGUGCCAUUCGUGGAGACUGGGAUUAGUGUCAUGGUAGCUAGGAGCAAUGGCACUGUCUCCCCAUCUGCUUUUCUAGAGCCUUACAGUCCAGCAGUGUGGGUCAUGAUGUUUGUUAUGUGCCUGACUGUUGUGGCUGUAACAGUGUUCAUCUUUGAGUACUUUAGCCCUGUUGGAUACAACCGUAGCAUAAUCAAUGCCAAAGAGCCUGGGGGGCCCACAUUCACUAUUGGGAAGUCAGUCUGGCUCCUAUGGGGGAUUGUCUUUAAUAACUCUGUCCCUAUAGAAAACCCUAAAGGAACAACCAGCAAGAUUAUGGUGCUAGUUUGGGCCUUCUUUGCUGUCAUCUUUCUAGCCAGUUAUACUGCAAAUUUAGCUGCCUUCAUGAUCCAAGAGCAGUAUAUUGACACUGUAUCUGGGCUCAGCGACAAAAAGUUUCAGAAGCCCCAGGAGCAUUACCCCCCUUUCCGCUUCGGCACAGUCCCAAACGGCAGCACUGAGAGAAAUAUUCGCAGCAAUUAUCCAGACAUGCACAGCCACAUGACCAAAUACAACCAAAAGGGAGUGGAAGAGGCUCUCAACAGUCUCAAAACAGGGAAGCUGGAUGCCUUCAUAUAUGAUGCUGCAGUGCUUAAUUACAUGGCUGGCAAGGAUGAGGGCUGCAAGCUGGUGACCAUUGGCAGUGGGAAGGUGUUUGCUACAACAGGCUAUGGCAUUGCUUUGCAGAAGGACUCCCGUUGGAAACGCCCCAUAGACCUGGCUCUCCUCCAGUUCCUGGGAGAUGGGGACACACAGAGACUGGAAACUGUAUGGCUGUCUGGAAUCUGCCAGAAUGAGAAGAAUGAAGUGAUGAGUUCCAAGUUGGACAUAGACAACAUGGCAGGUGUCUUCUACAUGCUACUAGUGGCUAUGGGUCUUAGUCUGCUUGUCUUUGCCUGGGAACAUCUGCUAUAUUGGAAAAUCAGACACUGUGUGCACAAUUCUGACCGUCUAGACUUCCUCUUGGCCAUAAGCAGGGGAAUUUACAGCUGCUUUAAUGGUGUUGAAGACAUGGGAAAAUCUGGAAACUUGCAGAAUCUUGACAUCACAGCAAACUAUGCCCAGGCUAACAUGCUUAAAAUGCUUCAGACAGCCAAAGACAUUGUCUCCUCAGCAAAGGUGGAGAAUUCUUUGGACAAGGCAACAAAAACCAUUGAGAACUGGAGUCGGAAAGGUGGGAGUUUACCAGCACGGAUUCCACAAGUGACCACCACUGAGACACUCCCAGCAAACCUCUCGUACAUUACUAAUAUCACGGAAAAGCACUCAUCCCUUGUGCAGCGCUCUUUACCGCCCCAAUUCACGCAGCAUUAUGCUGAAACUGCCAGUCCACCACAUGCAUCUACUCAAAGACUGAUAUCACACCCAACUCCACUACACUACACCGUCCCUUCCCGAUCUGGUGGCCUGUAUAAUGGGCUGCUUCCCAUGACUAGCGUUAGCACUCCUCAUUUAGCAACAUAUGAUAUGCAUUCCCAAAAGUCAGCCAAAAUGGCCUCUCGUUUCAUCUCACAUAAAGAUUUACAAGCACCAGACAUCUUCGCUGAGCAUCAGGAACCUUGCCACACCUUUGUAGGCCCCAGAUGGAAAAAUAGAUCCCAAAGCUGUCUGGAGGAGUCUGUGGAUCUUAGAGGAUUACACGAUGACAAAGGCCACAAUGUGCAUCUUGCAGAAGUCCAAGCAAACCAUUUUGCUCAUGAUGUACACCCUUCUAUGGAAAUCCCUUAUCGACCAGGCAAUGUUACCUGUAAUUCCUGCAUUAAGACAUAUGCAGAUCCUCGGUUAGAUGGCAUGCCUUUAAUAGGAAAGAGAAAAAUCCAUCGCAGGCCCUCCUUCCUUAAAGCAACCUGGGGCCCAGGCAGGGUGCAGUUUCCAAAUGAAAGGCCUCUUGACCCAGGCUCACGUCAAGUGGACAUGCCAGAUCUGUUUCCUUUCACGGAGGUUUGUAGAAGAGGGAGAAAUAACAAAUACCAACCUUUGCCUGUGGAACACAUUUACCUUCACUCAUAUCGCCGCCAGCCAAGAAAGGGUCAGAAGUUAAGGCACUCCCAGUCCACUUAUCUGCCCUCUUACAGGGAAGCAGUACAUCAUGAUGCCAUAGGUGUGAGGAGGGCCUCCAGCCUUGUACAUAGACAAUACUCCUACCCUGACCUUCCAGCCUACCAGAGCCCACUGCCAUAUGGACCGGUUGAGCUGUGCAACAUCUUCCCCUGCAUGGGCCAUCCUAGUGACAGUGGAUAUAGAGGGUAUAGGGCUCCUGUACACCUGCAGGAUGGCCAUCUGCUCCCUGUUCCAGGCAGCAGGGUGCUUUACAGGGUCGGCUCCCCAGGUGUACCUCUGACAUGGGGAAGGAUCUCUAGUCUGGAGUCUGAGGUGUGACCUUUCAAUCUUAAUUAUUUAUUUUCCACAAAGCUAUUUGCAGUGCCAAGUUUUGAAACUGAAUUCCAGGAACCAGUUUGAAAACUACCUUUGAUUCCUGCCAAAAGAUCUGCAGACCUAUAAACUUUGGGUUUUCUUGUAUUCAAAAAAGUGCAAUAAUACCAAGAUUGUACAAGAUUUUUUUUUUAAUAAUCAGUGUGGUAUAUAGAUAGCUCAUAUUAUCUCUAGUGAAGUGUCCUUUUUUCUUUUACUUUGAGAUAAAUUUGGUAUUGAUCCAUGUAAUCAUCUAUAACACUUACUUUUAUAAACCCUUAAGACAGUCAAAAAUGUUUUUGAGCUCUCUCUCUCUCUCUCUCUCGCUCUCGCGCUCUCGCGCUCUCUCCACAUUGCAGGUUGAAUCAAAUGGUAUUCUAUUAUUAGUAUUAUCAAGUACCUCCAAUGCUUUAAUAAAUCACAAAAGCCUAUCAAUAGAUCCCAUAUAAUUUGUGGCUUUUUUAAAAAGAUGUAACUGAAAGACUUGUCUGAAUGCUACCUUCAGCAUUCAGUACCACAUUAUACUUUAGGUAUUGUGAUUAAAAUAUAGUUCUUCUAUGUCCAUUAUUAUGCAGCUUAUUAUAUAAGAACCAAUAUAAAAAUUUAAGUGUUGACCAAUAAAAAUGUCCAGUAUAAGUUCCUCUAAAUGUCUUAGUAUGUUUUAUGUUAAUGGAAGAUUUUAUUUAUUUUUUUUACAAUAUUCACACUCAUGUUCACACUCCAGAUACAUUUGAAAUGUUUUUUUUUUACA